Penicilliopsis zonata CBS 506.65 is the source of this 1660-nucleotide messenger RNA. RefSeq lists its product as hypothetical. Bases 334 to 1497 code for a protein of 387 amino acids. The record is from RefSeq and is a predicted model, not a curated record. The transcript has a single exon. NCBI's taxonomy places the organism in Eukaryota, Fungi, Ascomycota, Eurotiomycetes, Eurotiales, Aspergillaceae.
CUACUACCACCACUACCACUACUACAACUAGUUACUACUACAACAACAACAACAACAACUACUACUACUACUACUACUACUACUACCAUCUCUGAUAUACCGCCGUCCAUUCUCUCGUGAAUUGAUCGAUCGAUCCUCCUCUCCUCCUACAAAUCAACACCGUGGAGACUUUCUCUCUCGACGGCUUGCUGCCUUGGAACAACGCUGGAGGGCUUCGGUAGGACCCAAGGCACGCUCCGGCGGAAAAAGGAGAAGACAAAGCAGCAGCAAAAGAGGAAGAGGAAGCAGAUCAAACAAAGCCGUCCAUCCCACGGGCUGCGUCCCUUCUGCGCAAUGCUCACAAAGAAGUCUCUCCAUCCGCCUCUGUUCUCUCGGAAUCCCACCCCCAGCUCCACCCCGCCGGAACUCUCGCCCACUUCUUCCUCGUCAGAUACCGAUUCGGACGAGGAUAUGGACUCUACCGCCUCGGGUUCGCGUCCCACCAGUCUCGCCGUGCCCCCGGGCGCCUUCUGUGCCAUGCGGCCGACCCUCGACGAGGUCCUCGCCAACACUGCUCCUCCGCCCUACACUCUAAGCGCCUUCAUGGCCUACCUGUCGCAGAACCACUGCCUGGAGACCCUCGAGUUCACCCUCGAGGCCAAUCGCUACCGUGACACCUACGUCUCCUUCUCCCACCAACUUACCAACCACCCUCCUCCCCCCUUCGCCCCCGAUGGGCCUGAAAGCCAACACCUACGUAUGCUCUGGCAGCGCCUGCUGGCCGCUUACGUUCUGCCUGGCGCCCCGCGCGAGGUUAACCUUACUAGCGAGGUGCGCGACGAGUUGUUGCGUCACACCGAUGCCUCCUGCGCCCCGCCCCCGGAGACCCUCGACUCCGCCGUCAAACGUGUCCAUGAGCUCAUGGAGGAGUCUAUCUUCCUCCCUUUUCUCAACAGUCACUCCGCCGCCGCCCAGGUCGUGCCCCUCUCGGAACCUCUGUUCGGCUCGGAUGAGGGCAUCAUGCCCCUCUCCUCCGCUCAUCAUCACUACCACCCCCACAACAACAACAACAACAACAACAACCACUACCAAGACGAAGGUGCCACUCCACGAGUUCGUUCCCGCCGCCGGCUCUCCCCGCAGGCCUCCACUCGCGAUCUCGGCUCGUUUCUAUCUGGCAGCAGUGGUAGCCAUUCCGGCCGCUCCAACUUCUCCCUCAGCGCCGUCACCUCAAUCGGCAAGUCCAGUAGCGGCAGUCGCACCCCGGGUGGUGGCCCCGGCGAGUCUGCUUCGCCCAUUCUGACCGAUGACACGGGUAGCCUAGGCUCUGGCGCCAGCGUCGGUGAGCCCAUGACCCCGCCCACCACGCCGCCGUCAAACGAACCUUUCAUGAGUCUCGCCCACAGCCCCAAGACCCGCACGGAAAACCCGUGGAAGAAGAUGGGUAUGAAGUUGGGGUUCAAGAAACGCUCCAACGGAGGAAACUCCACCAGCCGGGAUUCCCGGUUCGAAGAAUGACUCUUGAUACGUCCACGUUUUACCUACGUCGACCUUCCACGUUGACCCCUCGGUCUUACUCCUAGCAUGACACGUUUCAUAGACCCGCGUUCCUCCUGCAUAACCUACAGCAGACUUGGUCUUUUUUUUUCUUCUUCUUCUUCUUCUUCUUCCUCUUCACCCC